GAAGCAUAUAACAGUCCGUGGAGUAAGUCUAUCGGAGGAUCUCUCCCUCCAAGGUGUACAGGUAUAUCUGGCAAGCUUGAGCUUUCCCAGGCCCGAGACUCCAACUUCAACAGCCACGUUUCAACUUCCUUCUACACGCACGGCGAGGCAGACGUCGUCAUGCAUACCACCUUUGCGUUCCUGGUCAAGCUCCCCCACCUGUCCACCCAAGAGUUCAUCACGUAUUAUGAGACGAAGCACAUUCCCAUGAUCAACCGGCUGGCCGGCCCGGAGAACCAGCCCUUGGUAUACAAGAGGCGAUAUACCCACCGGGAUGACCCGGCGUUUGUGUUUGUGAGGGCGAGCGUCGAUGCCAACGGUACGCCGGUACCCACUUUGCCGUCCGAUUCAAAGGGCAACGGCACAGAUCGAGCGAAAAUGGAAGUAGAUCCGGGGAACAUUGACUUCGACGUCAUGACUGAGAUCGGCUUCGCCGAUGAAGCGGCAAAGAUGAGGUGGUUGAUGGCAUUGGGGCAGGGUGAGAACAGGAAGAUGGUCAUGGAGGACGAGGAGAGGUUUCUUUGGAGGGAACGCACGCGAGCUGUGGUGGUGGAGGAGUUUGUGAGUUUCGGAUAAGGCUCGAGCAAGGUAUUGGAGUCCUGGAAGACGAAUGUGAGCAUAGAGACACCGUGCGGCUGAGGAGGGUCAGCACCACCUGGAGAAUGCGUCGUCGGAAGGAGAUGGAUUCCCAACGGCAUGGCGGGCGUUGCUGUGCCACCCGAGGUAUCAGCAAACACUCGAGCUGUCCAAGGAUAAGUAGUCAUUCCAUGAAAGAAGCAUCACGGGAUCGUUCAUAUUAUUGUGGAACAUCAAAGAAGAGAAGUUGCCCUUGGAGGUUCUGUGACCAUCGAGCCCGAUAUCGGUCGCUCCCUCAUCGCCCUAUAGCUCUCGCUUAAGCUCAGCUGCUCAGGCCAGCAUAUAUGGCUCGCUUAAACCUUUC
This is a messenger RNA of Cladophialophora immunda, 979 nucleotides long. RefSeq lists its product as uncharacterized. The record is from RefSeq and is a predicted model, not a curated record. Gene Ontology annotation, molecular function: oxidoreductase activity. Bases 160 to 615 code for a protein of 151 amino acids. The transcript is spliced from 2 exons. Lineage: Eukaryota; Fungi; Ascomycota; Eurotiomycetes; Chaetothyriales; Herpotrichiellaceae.